Racocetra fulgida is the source of this 1038-nucleotide messenger RNA. The record is from the annotation of a GenBank genome assembly. NCBI's taxonomy places the organism in Eukaryota, Fungi, Glomeromycota, Glomeromycetes, Diversisporales, Gigasporaceae.
AUGGCACCAUUAAGAGUUCCUUCACUCUUUGGAACCGCCGCUUUAGCAUAUACCCUAGGACUUAGGCAUGCUGUAGAUGCUGAUCACUUGGCUGCAAUUGAUAAUGUAACUCGUAAACUUUUAUAUAAUGGUAAUAAAUCUGUAUCCGUCGGCCUUUUCUUUUCAUUAGGUCAUUCAACAAUCGUUAUAAUUGCUUGCCUCGCCAUCACUUUAACCGCUACUGCUGUAAAAGAAAAUUUUGGUGAUAUUCAAUUAAUAGGUGGAUUAAUAGGAACUUGUGUUUCUGCCGUUUUUCUAAUUCUUAUUGGAAUAAUUAAUAUUUUCGUAUUAAUUUCCAUUUGUCGUUCUCUUCGAAAAUUAAAAAAGACUGGUUCUUUUGAAGAUGAUAAUUUGGAUAUCAGCUCAACUGGUUGUAUGGGAAAGAUUUUCGCUCCUAUGUUUAAAUUCGUUGAUUCAAGUUGGAAAAUGUAUCCUCUCGGUGUUCUCUUCGGUUUCGGUUUUGAUACUUCUACUGAAAUAGCUCUUUUAAGUGUUACUGCUGUUCAUGCUAAUCAAGGUCUUUCAAUUUGGUUCAUCAUGAUUUUUCCCUUACUUUUUACUUCUGGGAUGGCUUUAAUUGAUACUCUUGAUGGUAUAUUAAUGUUGGAAACUUAUUCUUGGGCUCUUAUAAAUCCUAUUAGAAAACUUUAUUAUAAUUUUAUCAUUACUUUACUUUCUAUCAUAAUAGCUCUUUCCAUAGGAAUAAUAGAAAUUUUUACUAUUCUGGUUGAUAAAUUAAGUCUUGUUGGUCCUUUUUGGGAUUUUUUUUCUUAUCUUAGUGAACAUUUUUUUACUAUUGGUUGUGUAAUAAUUGCUUCAUUUCUUUUUACUUGGUUAAUAGCAAGGCUUAUUUAUAAAUUGGGUGGUUAUGAUCAAUUGGAAUUACAAUAUAUUCAACAAGUUGGUCAUAAUCAUAUUAAUGAAAAAAGCGAAACAAGUACCACUGAAAAUAUGGAAAUAAUAAUUGAACCUGAGGUAGUAAAUCAAAAUAACAGGUGA